CAACGAGAGGACACCCCCUGCGUCUAGAGCAGCCUGCUCGGGAGCGUAGCUGAGGGGCCGGUGGACGUGAGAGGAAAGCCGCGUCAGGCUGUGCUUCCCUGCCCUUGAGCCGUUCUAGAUGCGGAAAAAUGCUUUCAGAAAGCAGUUCAUUUUUGAAGGGUGUGAUGCUUGGAAGCAUCUUCUGUGCCUUGAUCACUAUGCUAGGCCACAUUAGGAUUGGUCACGGAAACAGAACACACCACCAUGAGCAUCACCACCUGCAAGCUCCUAACAAGGACGAUAUCUCGAAAAUCUCAGAGGCUGAACGCAUGGAGCUCAGUAAGAGCUUCCGGGUAUACUGUAUUGUUCUCGUAAAACCCAAAGAUGUGAGUCUUUGGGCUGCAGUGAAGGAGACUUGGACCAAACACUGUGACAAAGCAGAGUUCUUCAGUUCUGAAAAUGUUAAAGUGUUUGAGUCAGUUAAUGUGGACACGAAUGACAUGUGGUUGAUGAUGAGGAAAGCUUACAAAUACGCCUUUGAUAAAUACAGAGACCAAUACAAUUGGUUUUUCCUUGCACGCCCCUCUACUUUUGCUGUUAUUGAAAAUCUAAAAUAUUUUUUGUUAAAAAAGGAUCCAUCACAACCUUUCUAUUUAGGACACUCUGUAAAAUCUGGAGACCUUGAUUAUGUGAGUGUAGAUGGAGGAAUUGUCUUAAGCAUAGAAUCAAUGAAAAGACUCAACAGCCUUCUCAGUGUUCCUGAAAAGUGUCCUGAACAAGGAGGGAUGAUUUGGAAGCUAUCUGAAGAUAAGCAGCUAGCAAUCUGCCUGAAAUAUGCCGGAGUAUUUGCAGAAAAUGCGGAAGACGCCUAUGGAAAAGAUGUAUUUAACACCAAAUCUGUUGGGCUUUUCAUUAAAGAGGCAAUGACUAACCACCCAAACCAGGUAGUAGAAGGAUGCUGUUCCGAUAUGGCUGUUACUUUUAACGGACUGUCCCCUAAUCAGAUGCAUGUGAUGAUGUAUGGGGUGUACCGCCUUAGGGCAUUUGGACAUGUUUUCAACGACGCCUUGGUUUUCUUACCUCCAAAUGGGUCUGAGAAUGACUGACAAAAAGCAAGAGCAUGUAUUUGCUAAGCACAUUAAGACACAUUACCAUGGUUUCUAACUGAUAAGGCAUCUAACACAGAAGCGUGUUUCUUUUUCUUAUCUGGUCACGCUGGCAUAAUCACACAUUGACGUCUACUUGUACAUUUUCAAUGGAAUGGCAUUUGUGAGAAAUUUUAAUGUGUUAGAAAUAAAUGUUUUAAGAAUAGCAAUUUUGCAAAUACAUAUUUAUAAAUAUUAUAUUUAUGUGAUAAAGACUAAAUUAUAGACAUUAAAAUCUGUGAUGUAUCUUUGCUUAUUAGUUUUAAAAUUUUAAUGUAUCUUUUUAGCUUCCUAAUAUAUGCAAAUGAGAUCUCUAGUGAAUUUGUGAUUAAAAUAAUACUUUUA
This is a messenger RNA of Microtus ochrogaster (prairie vole), 1469 nucleotides long. It is a transcript of the gene C1galt1c1, whose product is annotated as C1GALT1 specific chaperone 1. NCBI's taxonomy places the organism in Eukaryota, Metazoa, Chordata, Mammalia, Rodentia, Cricetidae. The record is from RefSeq and is a predicted model, not a curated record. Gene Ontology annotation, molecular function: N-acetylgalactosaminide beta-1,3-galactosyltransferase activity.